Messenger RNA from Exophiala spinifera, 1284 nucleotides. RefSeq lists its product as uncharacterized. Bases 1 to 1284 code for a protein of 427 amino acids. The record is from RefSeq and is a predicted model, not a curated record. The transcript has a single exon. Gene Ontology annotation, molecular function: phosphatidylinositol-4,5-bisphosphate 5-phosphatase activity. Gene Ontology annotation, biological process: phosphatidylinositol dephosphorylation. Lineage: Eukaryota; Fungi; Ascomycota; Eurotiomycetes; Chaetothyriales; Herpotrichiellaceae.
AUGGCUCUCAGCCUCUAUCUCUUGACAUUCAACUGUGGUCGGGCACUGGUCCAGCCUGACGUCUUUGGGCCUUACUUGUUUGACGCGUUAACACCAGCCUCGCAGCCUCCAGAGAUCGUGGUGUUGUCCUUACAAGAGAUCGCACCCAUCAGCUACUCGUUUCUCGGUGGAUCGUUCUUGACGCCAUACUUCAACGCUUUGCGCCAAGCGGUCAAAUCGUCAUCCAAGAACAGGGACCAUAGCUAUGUCAAUGUCGUCACGAGGAAUCUGGGGAUGACGGCGUUGAUGGUUUUUGCUCGAGACGAUGUCGCGGACAACUUCACCUGGCUUCAAACUGCCGGAGUUGGUCUCGGGGUGAGUGAAAUGGGCAACAAGGGUGCGGUCGGCGUCCGGCUGGGUUACAAGGUACCCGAUGGGCAAGAGCUGCAGCUGACUUUUGUCUCUGCUCACUUGGCUCCGAUGGAGGACGGUCUCGAGCAGCGCAACGAAGACUACAAGAACAUUGUGCAACGACUUGUGUUUGUGCCAGACCAGGACCGGAAGGCCGUGCGUCAAGAUGAGCAAAGCGAAGAUGCACCGUUACUGCAAGGAACAACGACCGAUCCACCACAGAAUACCAUCUCCGAGAGUGGCAUCUACUCUCCCAAAUCAUACCUCUUCUUCGCCGGUGACCUGAACUACCGUACGUCACUCCUGCAGCCUUCGCCAUUAGACGUCAAACAGCGAUUCCCUCAGCCUACGCAGGAUGAGGACGAUCCGAAGCACUUUCGCCAUCUGCUCGCGGAGGACCAACUCACCCAGCAGGUCAAGGCAGGAAACACAUUGCACGGAUUGACCGAAGCACCGAUCACCUUCCCGCCUACGUACAAAUAUGCACACAAGGGGGACAAACCUGUCAUUCUGGACGGAGAGGGUGAUUGGGCAUGGGCAACGCACCGAUGGCCCAGCUGGUGCGAUAGGAUCUUGUUCAAGAACGGGCACGGUGUCCAGGCGACUCCACAGAAGUACACAUGUCUACCUCUGUUUGCAACCUCGGAUCAUCGGCCGGUUGCGUUGAGUGCAACAGUGCCAUUCAAGGCAGCGUCGGAUGCAGGGCAGGCGGACAGAGCACCUUUUGAAAUCGACACGUCGUGGAAAAUCCGACGGACAAUGGCGCGAAGGAAGGAAUUAGCCGUGGGAAUUUUGGCUUAUUUGACACUGACGAGAGAGGGAAAUGGACUGCUGGCAGCAUCCGUCAUUGGUGCGAUUGGGGGAUGGCUGAUUAUCAGAUCGAUGUUGGUGUGA